Lactuca virosa is the source of this 432-nucleotide messenger RNA. Lineage: Eukaryota; Viridiplantae; Streptophyta; Magnoliopsida; Asterales; Asteraceae. The record is from the annotation of a GenBank genome assembly.
AUGCCAAAUAACCCAUUCUUUCUUCUCUCCAUUGUGUCUAUAACUCUAAACACCUCCAUUUAUGUUGGAAAACCUAACCACCACCAGCGACGUCGACUUCUACAUGCCCCUUUGGUCUCCAUCGAUUUUGCUCUCAUUUGUCGUCCAUUUAGUCUCCUAGAUUCCAGUUGGCAAUCGAUAUCUUCGUAUAGUCGAGUUCGCACUUUGCAGGCAUCUGAUCUCACACUCAAUCUCAACAACGGGAUUAGAUGUAGUUCUAUUCGCUAUAGCAUUACAGAAAUCCGUCAGACCUGCAGAUUUUGGGUUCAUGAAAUUUUGGGGUGUCGCCAAAGCUUUGGGGAGGAAAGGGGUGGGACGGGUUCAAUGGUGGUUGGAGGGGUAACCGACAAUGUUUAUCUUUCACCUGAGAUUGUGAUUGUGAUGAAGCGUUGA